AAAGCAUUGUGAAACCAUUUUCAGUGUUCUGGAGAUCUUCAAAUAUGAAUUCAACGUCUGAUUUGUAUGAAGUAUUGAAGAUUGGAUUUUGCAUUUUAAACAAUGGUGAUCCGUUAUCCAUCAUGAUACUUGGCAGUAAUUCCACCCAAGAAACUCACUAUGGCAUUCUGUCUGUGAAGGAAGAUGCAAGCUAUGACGAAAUUCGAGUGAGCUAUCGGUCUGCCAUCCUAAACUCUCAUCCUGAUAAACAACUUUCUGAGAAUGAAUCAGGAGACAGUUUUCUGAAGGUACAAAAGGCUUGGGAAAUCCUUAGCAAUCCCAAAUCUCGUGCUGUCUAUGAUAGUGAGUUGCGAGCUUCAAGACAGGAUUCAAUAGCUGCAGAAGACGUUUCCUUAGAGGAAAUGAUGGCUGAAGAUGGUGGAGAAGUCUUGGAACUAUUUUACUCAUGUCGAUGUGGUGAUUACUUCUCUGUUGAUUCAUCAGAGUUGUAUAAAAUUGGGUAUAAGUUGUUGAGGGAUGGGACUAGGAUUAUCUUUACAAACUCCUGAUGCUUUGCCAGCAUCAGUUAUUCUCCCCUGUGGUUCUUGUUCUCAGCAUGUUCGGCUAUUGAUAAAUCCAGAUAUUAAGGUUCCAAUGGAUGAUCAUAUUUGAUUGGUGUUUUCUAUACUGAUCGUCUGAUUGUCAUGAGAAAAGUUUAGAUCAUCCUUUAUCAUGUAACUGAAUGCAUAGAGAUUAAUAUUCUUUCUGAGAUUUCCUUGAUGAUUUUGAGCAUUGGUUUAUCAAUUUGCUUGAAUGGGUUCUGAAUCAAAUUUUACAGUUCUU
Molecule: messenger RNA, 822 nt
Organism: Rubroshorea leprosula
Lineage: Eukaryota; Viridiplantae; Streptophyta; Magnoliopsida; Malvales; Dipterocarpaceae
Source: the annotation of a GenBank genome assembly